AUGCCAAACAGCAAUCACAUCAAGAGGCUCGCUAUUGUCGGCGCUGGCGGCAAUGUCGGUGCUUCUACUAUCAGGCAUCUUCUCCAAAUCAAUCCUGAUAUCUCUGUUACAAUCAUAAGUCGAAACGAGUCCACCGCCACAUUUUCCUCGUCGUCUCGAAUAAUCGUCAGAAAGGGCUCGUACGAUGAUGCCUCGUUUCUGGGUUCUGCGCUACAUGGCAAUGAGAUGGCCAUGUUUGCUUUGAGUCUAUAUGCAGAGGGACUGCAGCCGAGACUGAUUGAUCUCGCAGCGAAGGUAAAAUGGAUCAUUCCCAACGAGUACGGCGCAGACGGGAUGAAUGAAGCGAUGUUGAAGUCGAAUCAAUUCUUGCACGGCAAGGCCGCCGCACGAAAGCAGAUCGAAGACUUGGGAAUGAAGUGGAUCGGUGUAGCGACAAAUCCGUGGACAGAGUUGUGCAUCCUCAACGGUUUGUUCGGAUUCAAAGCUCCGCAGCGCACUGCAACUUUCUACAGCGGCAGUGGCUCGUUCAACGGCAGUUCAAUGCAGCAGAUCGGGCGGGGAAUCGCGCAGCUGAUCUCCCUGCCUACGAUGUCGACUAGCAAUCCGACUGCGUCGCUGGCACAUUACGCCAACAGAUUCGUCUACAUCUCCUCGUUCUUGCUCAAUCAGAACAAGAUCUUCGAGUCGUUGAAGCGAGCUACCCAUACGUCCGACGAGGAUUGGACAGUCAAGCAUUCAUCCAUCGAGGAGCGCAUUAAAGAUGGACAGGAGAAGAUUGCGGAAGGAGACUUCAAUGGGAUGGCAGAAAUGAUGUUUGCAUCAUAUAUGGGAGAAGGGCUAGGCGGGGACUACCAGUCAAAACAUCUAGAAGACAAAGAGGCGCUGGGGCUGGAAGACGAAGAUCUUGACGAGAUUGUGAAAGCCGCUCUAGCCAGCUAUUAA
Messenger RNA from Zasmidium cellare ATCC 36951, 942 nucleotides. RefSeq lists its product as uncharacterized. Lineage: Eukaryota; Fungi; Ascomycota; Dothideomycetes; Mycosphaerellales; Mycosphaerellaceae. The transcript is spliced from 4 exons. The coding region runs from base 1 to 942 and encodes 313 amino acids. The record is from RefSeq and is a predicted model, not a curated record.